AUUUGCAUGAGAUAAAUCAAUUUAAUAAAUGAUUGACAAAAUACAACUUUCAUCGUGAUGAGAUGGAGUCAAUUGGUGACUUAUAUGAGUGACCAGGUUUCUAUGAAUUUCGGGCUCCAAAUAAAUUGCAGUUAAAUACCGAGAUAUUUUUAUCAUUCAAUAGUAAACAAUUUAUUUAAACAAAGUAAAGUAAUUAUUGAUUAGAGCUGGCCAAUGAGCGGCAGGGUGACCUAAGGACGGCCAGCAGAUGAGCUCCGUGUCAGUUCCUCUCACGUCCCGCUGAGCUACUCCACUCACACCCAGGCAAGUCUCUCUCUGAUUUCUCUGUAUUUUAUCUCUCCUAACACAUUUCAGUUGUUCUCCUAACUAGUGCAAUACACUCAAGAUACAUAUGUUGUUGUAGAAAUGGCAAGAAGACAAUUAAUACGAAGGAAGUUGUAAAAAUUAGGUAAAAGCUUCUCGGCGUGGUAGCAGACGACGCACUCUGCCGGACACCAUGGCCCCCCCAGUAUAUGCAGAUCUUGGAAAGUCUGCCCGGGAUGUGUUUGGCAAAGGCUACCACUUUGGAGUACUCAAGCUAGAAUGCAAGAGCAAGACCAGCACAGGUGUGGAGAUCACUGCUGGAGGCAACAAUGCUCUUGAGUCUGGCAAGGUGGCCGGCAACCUGGAGACCAAGUACAAAGUCAAGGAGCAUGGUCUAACCUUUACUGAGAAGUGGAACACUGACAACACACUAAAUACUGAGGUGGCUCUUGAAGAUAAGGUGGCAAAGGGGCUCAAGCUGGUGCUCAACACCACCUUUGCACCUCAGAGUGGCAAGAAGUCUGGGGUGCUCAAGUCCACCUAUAAGACUGAUGCCCUCGCCCUCAACCUGGACUCCACGCUGGAUCUGGGUGGACCUGUGGUCAAUGGUGCUGGUGUAGCCAGCUACAGGAACUGGUUAGUAGGCUACCAGAUGUCCUUUGAUACUGCCAAGUCCAAGCUUACUAAGAACAACUUUGCUGUGGGCUUCACCAAUCCCGACUUCAUCUUGCACACCUACGCUAACGACGGGGCAGAGUUUGGUGGAUCCCUCUUCCACAAGAUCAAUCCUGAGUUGGAGGGUGCUGUGGAUCUGGCCUGGUCUGCUGGCUCCAACACCACACGUUUCUCUAUCGGAUGCAAGUAUGCUCUGGACAAGGAUGCAGCUCUGAGGGCCAAAGUUAAUAAUUCUGCUCAGGUGGGUCUGGGAUAUCAGCAGAAGGUUAGGGAUGGCAUCACUCUCACUCUCUCCACCCUUAUUGAUGGCAAGAACUUUAACCAGGGUGGCCACAAGGUAGGCUUGGCUAUGGAGCUGGAGGCUUAGGUGUCAUUGGGGGGAGGCCAGUUUGAGCCUGUUGGGAUAAGACUGCUGAGUAUUGUUAAGGAUGGGAGGCGGGGGGCAGGGCCCGCUAAAUUCCAGUAGUGUAAAUGAGCACUGUACAGCAACUUUAUCCCAGACUUGUACAUUUCCCAGGUGUAGGGGUAGCUACAUCAUUCUUCAUUAUGUCAUCAAUAAACUUACCUGAUCA
Molecule: messenger RNA, 1550 nt
Organism: Portunus trituberculatus (swimming crab)
Lineage: Eukaryota; Metazoa; Arthropoda; Malacostraca; Decapoda; Portunidae
Product: voltage-dependent anion-selective channel protein 2-like
Exons: 3
Coding region: 497-1345 (282 amino acids)
Biological process (GO): monoatomic anion transmembrane transport
Cellular component (GO): mitochondrial outer membrane
Molecular function (GO): voltage-gated monoatomic anion channel activity
Source: RefSeq, a predicted model, not a curated record